CAGACCUGGAAAUCGACGAUAUGAAGCUCAAUGAACGAACGCGAGCGAAAACAACGUUGGAAAUCAUAAAACUCGCUGCUUCCCGUCACCACUGUACCAGCCCCGGUUUUCGGGCGAUAUCUCUUUCGUUACUCAACGAAAUCGCGAACCGUUUGAAGCUAUGCUUUCGUAAGACAUAAGGCUACAACUUUCGUUUAGAACCCAGAUUAAAAUAAUGACGUUUAGAGGGUGUAAAAGUGCUCACAAGUGGGCUGAUUUGCACUGGAAAUGUUUUCUUCAUUCAACUUCCCGGAGCAACUUCCGGCAAGAACCGUGGCUACCUCAGGUGACUUUAACAGCGGCGAUCACUUGCGGAUUGUUCUCCAUACAACAAGGAGUAGAAUAGAAAAAAAAAUGGGAGAGAAUGAUGGAGAUUUGAAGAAGAUGCAACCUCCUUAAAUAGGCCAAGAAUGAAGAAAGAGUUAGUAUAUAUAUCAAAUUGUGGCAAGAGCAUCUCACAUUCUCACAUUAUGGAAGGAACUUCUCGAGCUCUUUCUCACACCAUAAGAUUCGUUGGAGUACUUGGUAGUCAUGCUCUUGGUAGCAAUCCAAAGUUCAUGGCUACAGCGGUAGAUUUAGGACGAGAAUUGGUAAGGCGAAAAAUUAGGCUUACCUACGGAGGAGGCAAUGUUGGCCUUCAAGGAGCUGUAGCUUCAACAGUCUAUAAUAAUGGUGGUAGAGUCAGAGGUUUCAUACCAGGGUAUAUAGCAGCACGACAGGUAUACGGUCCUACGUAUGGUGUAGAGUACACCGUUUCCAGCAAUUACUAUAUGUAUUUCGAGAUGAAUCAUAUUGUGGAAGCCUUCAUCAUACUUCCAGGAGGGAUUGACACUAUGGAAGGUUUGUUUACUUUGAUCUCAUGGGCAUCUGAAGGUUUACACAGUAAACCCAUUGGUCUUUUGAAUAUUGACGGUUAUUUCAAUAACCUAAUCAAGUUUCUAGAUGAUGCGGUGAGGCAAAACUUCAUGGCUUUGAAUCAGAGGAAACUUUUCAUCUCUUCUUUCUUUAUUGAUGAACUUUUAGACAAACUAGAGUUUGCUAAGGCUUUUCCAGGUCCUGGUGCUAAUUACGACGAGUUCGCGAAUCCUGGAAGAUUAGAUUUAGAAUUACAUUUGUAAUAUUAAUUCAUGUCUGCAGCCCCUUUUGGACUAAAGUAUUAACUUGGCAACGUAAAAAUUUCAAACAUUUAAAAACUUUAUUUCAAAUAUUGUACUAAAUAUUUCAUAAUACAUCAGAGUAAAAUUAUUCAAAAUAGUACAGAAGCGAUUUGCAAAUUACAACAGUGUGGUCACCAUGUGAUAAAAUCAUUUAGUUAAAUAAUAAAUUUGUGCACGUCCACGCAUCACCUCCAUCUCAGUAAUCUCCAAAAUAGGUUCCAUAUUUAUUCUCUCUCAUACCUAUGUGUAGAAAGAUGAAAAAGUCUACACGCUCAGCAAUGAAGCUGAGUGGUACCA
Messenger RNA from Cuscuta campestris, 1493 nucleotides. Lineage: Eukaryota; Viridiplantae; Streptophyta; Magnoliopsida; Solanales; Convolvulaceae. The record is from the annotation of a GenBank genome assembly.